GUGGUGCUGAACCUCAGCCAGAAAUCCAAGUUAUCCUCCAAAACUUCAUCAAUGCUCGACCGAAACCUCUCUUCAAUGGGCGAGAUUUCAUCAUCAAGAUCCAGAUUGAAGUCGUGUAAUAUAUCCGCCACUGUGAAUGGUGACUCAGGUUGGUCAUCAUUGUCUUGCUGCAAGAGGCUAAGUUUUUUCUUCAGCAUUCGAAUCUGUUCGUCCUUUUUUGCAUUGGCUGCCUUUAAUUCUUUCAGCUGGAUCGUUAUAUCAAACAAGCUAUCCCCUCCUUUAGUCUCUGUUUCUGUGAGCUUCUUUUUAACUUCUUUGUAGCUUCGAAGAAUGGUCGUGUACUCUGCAAGAAGAACUUGUUCUCUAUUCUCCACACCUUUCAGGAACAGCUGCUUCCAAUCCGGUUUCGACAUAGUGGGUUUUGGAGCAGCUGGAGACGAUGAUGAGGUUGUCACCUUGAUCGAUUUCUUGGGUUGGAGUUUUUUAGUGGCGGAUUGGAACAUGCCCUUUAUCUCUUUGGGGAGCUUGGGCACUUUUGGGAUGUUGCCCUUGGGGAGAUCCCCGGCGGCGGGGAGCUUCUUAAGGAAACGUGGGGAAGGGAUGUCG
Messenger RNA from Linum tenue, 606 nucleotides. The record is from the annotation of a GenBank genome assembly. Lineage: Eukaryota; Viridiplantae; Streptophyta; Magnoliopsida; Malpighiales; Linaceae.